This is a messenger RNA of Syngnathus typhle (broad-nosed pipefish), 4651 nucleotides long. It is a transcript of the gene znf652, whose product is annotated as zinc finger protein 652. The transcript has 6 exons. Lineage: Eukaryota; Metazoa; Chordata; Actinopteri; Syngnathiformes; Syngnathidae. The coding region runs from base 582 to 2537 and encodes 651 amino acids. Gene Ontology annotation, biological process: regulation of transcription by RNA polymerase II. The record is from RefSeq and is a predicted model, not a curated record. Gene Ontology annotation, cellular component: nucleus. Gene Ontology annotation, molecular function: RNA polymerase II cis-regulatory region sequence-specific DNA binding; DNA-binding transcription activator activity, RNA polymerase II-specific.
CCAGACAACCGCGCGCCUGUCCUCCAGACGGCGGCGGCGACGAGGCGAAGGCGGCCUGGCUUGCCUGACUGGGAUGAGCGCGGGACGCGACGUCAGAGCAACAAGCGAGCAGCUCAGCUCGGCCGGGCCACGUAGCGCCAGCGGGGCAGCUCAGGUCAUCGGUGGGCACCCAUCUGCAACGGCCCCGCGUCGCGGUUCAUCGCGGGACAGCGGGUUUCUUCUUCACUCCCUCCCGCAGUUGAAGCAGCACAUGAAACCCGGACUGUGAGCUACCCUGCCUGCAUGCGCUCCAGGAGGAGGUCGCGAAGGUGAUGAGCCAUUCAUGGCCCCUGAUGGCAAAAAGACGUAAGGUGGUCCUCUCUUCUUCCUCGCCUGCUCUGCCCGUCACAGGAAGUGAUUUUAAGCUUCGUCGGGUUUUAUUUUAACGCUCAUGGAGGCACGCUCGCCGCAGGUUGCCUACCCCGGACAACAUGGACGCUUUGUUUGAAUCCGGUUGACUGUUUCGUACACCUCAUCCCCUCCUUCCUGUCGAGGGAAGGUGGGGGUUUGGUGCACCUUACCCUUCAGCGUCAUAAAGUUUCAUGAAAUCCUGCCAAAACCUCAAGGAGGAGGUCUCUGUCCCGUGCCCGGGCGGGAUGUCACAGGAGGAGGGACGCAAGCCGCAGGUGUCACAGUCCUACUUCCACCCGCCAAUCCCGGAGGUGGACCUGACAGGCAAGCUUUAUAAGAGGGAAGCGGGUGGGAAACCCUACUCGGUCCUGGUGGACAACAAAAUGGCGACCAAGACGGCGGCGGCGGCGGCCGAUUCGGCUCAGCAGUAUUUCCGUGAAGGCGCGGCGGGACAAGACGCACGUACGCCAGCGGAUGAGGCGACCUCCGAGGAGACGGAAGAGGAGGAUGACGAGGAGGAGGAGGAAGAGGAGGACGGCGAGGAGGAAGGUUUUAAGCGUGAGCAGAUCAUUGUGGAGGUAAACCUCAACAAUCAGACCCUCCACGUAUCCAAGGGCGAUAACAAAGGCGGCGCAGCCGGAGACGAUUCGGAGAGAGGUUGCAGCGAGGACAACGACGACGGGGAGGAGGACGAAGACGAGAGCCCCGAAGAGGACGAGGAGGAGGACGAGGAGAUCGAAAGUCGGAGGACGAGGUCAAAGAGGGCCCACAGAGGUGCCAGUGGAGCUUCCUGCCAGCCGCAGCGGAAGAGUCUCCGGACGGCUCUAAACUCAUCGGCGUCCGGGAUGACCACAAGGGGGCGACGGAAACACGCCGCCGAAAUGGCGAAGAGCCAGCGGCGCGCCACCCGCUCCGCCCCGCCGCCGUCCGCGGGCGCCACGCUGAGCGGCGGCAAGGCCGAGGGGGAGAAGGAGAUGCUGGCGUGCGAAAAGUGCCCUCGCGUGUUCAACACACGCUGGUACCUGGAGAAGCACAUGAACGUCACGCACAGGAGGAUGCAGAUCUGUGACAAGUGCGGCAAGAAGUUUGUCCUGGAGAGCGAGCUGGCCUUGCACCAGCAGACCGACUGCGAGAAGAACAUCCAGUGCGUCUCCUGUAACAAAUCCUUCAAGAAACUGUGGUCGCUGCACGAGCACAUCAAGAUUGUGCACGGCUACGCCGAGAAGAAGUUCUCGUGCGAGAUCUGCGAGAAAAAGUUCUACACCAUGGCCCACGUCCGCAAGCACAUGGUUGCUCACACCAAGGACAUGCCGUUCACCUGCGAGACGUGCGGCAAGUCGUUUAAGCGCAGCAUGUCCCUCAAGGUGCACUCGCUGCAGCAUUCUGGAGAGAAGCCCUUCCGUUGCGAGAACUGCGACGAGCGCUUCCAGUACAAGUACCAGCUCCGCUCGCACAUGAGCAUCCACAUCGGACACAAGCAGUUCAUGUGCCAGUGGUGCGGCAAAGACUUCAACAUGAAGCAGUAUUUUGAUGAGCACAUGAAAACACAUACAGGAGAGAAGCCGUUCAUUUGCGAGAUUUGCGGCAAGAGCUUCACCAGCCGACCCAACAUGAAGCGCCACCGCCGCACGCACACGGGCGAGAAGCCGUACCCGUGCGAGGUGUGCGGCCAGCGCUUCCGCUUCUCCAACAUGCUCAAGGCGCACAAGGAGAAGUGCUUCCGGGUCACCAGCCCUUUGGUGCUGCAGCCCGGCGGCCCGCCCCUCCCGGUCAACAUCUUUGCCAGCACUUUCUCCUCCUCCUCGUCUGGACCUGGGACUUCCGCGGCCGCCCCGCCGGCCGUCACCGGCGCGACCACCCAGGCGCUCAACACGCCUCGAGCGGCCUUGCCCCAGCGAGGCCCUCUUGGACAAGCAUUCACCCAUGUGCAGCUCCAGCACCCCCAACAGCACCUUUCAAACACGCCGAACACACCCCACCAUGCCCACCAUCACCACCACCUGGCAGUGCCUCCGGUUUCCCACCUGCCCCCUCCCCCGGCCCUUUUUAAAAGCGAGCCCCUCAACCACUGUGGGCACGAAGACAGCACUUACAUGCACCACUUGGCUUCUGCUGAGAAGGGUCCCGGAGCCCCUCAACAUCACUGAAUUACGAGAGCUCAGUCAGUACCAUCAACAACUUCUUGGAUAAAAGAAAAAAAAAAAAAAAAUGUAAACAAGUGGGCCACUUUUUUUUUUUAUACACCAACCAUCCAGCACCAAGUUAAGCUGCGCUUUCACCGAGCAGAUGUUUUUUUUAUCCAUUAAAAAUAAUAAGUCCGAAAAUAUUCUGCACUGCCACUUUCGUCGGGGUACCAGUUAGCGAUGCGCCAAGAAUUCGGUCAUCGACUAUUUCUAUUUGGAAAAUUGUCACUGGAGCAACACAACCAAAACAGCAUGUUGCGUUGUAAGAUUAGACAAGGAAAAAAAAAAAGGGGGACUGACGGUAGAUCCGAAGCGUCAACCCGCCAUAGCCAACCAAGUUGAUGUUGCGGUAUCUUUUUUUAGGAGAUUCCCGAUGCAGACGGGUCGAGUGUAACAACACAGAACUGUCUGGGUUUUUUUUUGUUAUUGCUUGCCCAGAGGCUGAGCUGCUCUGCAUUUGUUUACAGAGCAAAUGUGUGGCUCCAGCCUGAACAACCUUCACCUGUCUGAAUCGCUUGGCCUCUGGACCGAACUGGAAAGUUUGUCAAAACAACCAAACCACGGUCGAACCCAGUUGACUGUUUGGUGGAAACGUGGCUUAACGGUCGAGCCCGAUUGUUAUUCGAAGCAUUUACACCGAAUCCAUUUUUAAAAUCUUGGACCUUCUGAGCAGCCCGUCACAUGUCAAUUCAUGUAUGGGAGCUCCUCUGGAACACAUUUUACAUGUUUGAAAAACUCAGAACUGAUACGGACCUCCUAUUUAAAACAAGCUUGACAAGUAUUCUCAAAUGAAUGGUGAGUGGACUUUUUUUUUUUUUUUUUUUUCCUGGUGGUCAAAAAAUAUUCUGUGAAUGUUGUCGCUGGUUCUACCAGUCACGCAAGAACACAGUGCCAUGGACUCCAGUGUGAGAGAGAGGAGGAGUUUGAUUUUAUUCCUAUUUUUUUUUUUUAGACUUAAAAUGAGCUGUUGGAUCUGAUGUAAUUGUGGUGCUUUCCAUUCCAAUAGACACAAAUUCUUAACUUUGGCUUCGCUGUUCAAAAAUUCAAUAACACCCUAACCUCGAACGGCGGCACACUCAUGUGGAACCGGAGCAGGAUGUGGUCAUUCAGAAGAAACUCAGGUUUUGGUGGCUGUGAACAGAUCAGUGCAACCUCCUCUCUCGUCCCAUACUGCCACUGUGGGAGGCCGCAUACAACUGGCCCCCCCAAUCAGGAUCUACCCAACCCCACCCACCUCUCUUCUGGUCUCCGCUACGCUGCUGUCAAUAAUACGGGUCGGCAUGUUAAAACUCAUUUAAUAUGCUCGCUAUCCACACACACACACAGGUUGCUCAGUUUGCUUUGAUGGUCUUUUUGUUUUGGUGUACCGCAGGGGUCUGUCUUUAGCCCAUUGAAUGUUGCCUACGCAAUGUUUUUGCUUCUCAUUUUUGGCCACCAAACAAUGGAGAAAACGGCAGCCGCGUCACAGCUUCACAUUACGCCAAGAAGUCGGUCGGUCGGAUGAGAAAUUGUAUAAGCCGAUGGUGUGAAUGUUUCCUUAUCGUAGAGCUUCGACUGUUAUCCGACAUACAGUACUGCGCAAAAUAUCUUUAGGAUGUCCGUGGAAAAGAUCAGCUAGAUGAUAUGAACAAAAUUUUGUUGCACAACCAAAUUGAAAUGUGCUUUACAAUGUCAACAUGGUGGACAAAAAAAAAUCUUGCACCAAAUUUUUGCAGUAUUCAGCCCCCGAGUGGUAAAGAUAAAACGUCCUUCCCCCUUCUGAUUAAUUGGACCUGCAGUUUGUCUUUAUGUGGCACUUAGUUCCACAUCUAUCAUCAUCCAGUUGCAAUACGGCUCUUUGUCUUAACUGAUGCCUUUUUUUUUUUUUUUUUUUUGCGUGUAUUCUCUGCACUUUAGCACUGCGUGGGCAAGGCGCAGGGAAGCGGCGUUUGUAUUGUGGAAAAGGCUGCGGUCUAGCCUGCGAGCAAAAAAGGUCGAGGAGGUAAAGGAGAACAGUGGGUGAUGUGGAAGGGACCAUAGCAAAAAAAAAAAAGAUGUUUCUACUCAAAAUAGUGUCCCGGGGGAAAAAAAAAAGGAAA